AUGCCCGCGCUGCCGCACGCCGCGCCCCCGCCCUCGCCUGCGCGCCGGUCUCGCGCCUCGGUGGGCGACCUCGCCACCGUGCUCCGCGCAGGCCUGGGCGGUCCGCAUGGCGGCGCCGCGCGGGAGCCGCACCGCUGGCGGGAGCACCUGCGGCGCCUCGCGGACGAGGCCGCGGACCUGUGCGACGUGCCCGCGGAGGUGUCCCGGCUGCUGCUCCAGGAGGAGCUCGGCGCCGAGGGCGCUCCGGACGAGGCCCGCGCCGAGUGUCGGAGGAGGAUGGCGCAGCUCACGGAGGAGUACGAAGCCAACCUCCGAGGUGUCCAGGCGGAGUUCGCUCGGGCCAGGGGGGCGCGGGGGGGAAACGCCCCCGCGAGCAGCAGCACCCCCUCCAGCGGCGGCCCCCCCGAGGAGGCGGCGGGCGCGUGCGCCGAGGCCCGCCCGCCGCCCAGCCUGCUGGGCCGCUUCUCGGAGGACUGCGGGCCCAGCGGCGGGCCCGAGGCGCCAGCGCGCUCCCGCAGCGGCGAGCGGCGCCCCUCGAGGCCAGGCUCGGCGGGCCGCCCGGACGCGGGCGGCUUCCCCCUCGGCGCCAGGGGCGCGCCCCGGAGCCCGCAGAGGGCCGACGGGCCCGAGGGCGCGGGCGCCGGCGGCGCCGCGCCGGCGGCGGCGGGCAAGAGGUCCUCGGUGGAGCAGGCGGGCACAGCUGGCAUCGGCCAGGGCCCGAGCGCCCCGCAGGCCCGGGGUCCGGGCGGCGAGCGGAGGGCAUCGAUGCGGUGGGUGGUCGACAGCCUGCCGCGGCGCUCGGACCCAGCCCUGCGCCUGCGGAGGUGCGGCGACGUGGCGUGCCCGCCGGCUCUGCCCGCGGUGUCGGGGGACUACAUCAGCCUCAGGAUCCUGAUCACCGCAGGUGCACCACCGACGUUCGCCAACUCCGACACGAACAAGCCAUGGAAGCCAGCUGCCAAUAUUUCGAGCCAGAACAUCACCAUGCCCAAGCCUGGAAGGGACGCCACUUGGUGCAAGGUGUGCGGCAUGUUCUGCUACAACGACCAGCGCGAGAAGUUCGACUACACGUGCCAGUAUUGUGGCAACUUCCUCAAGGGACGCCCCAGUGGACAACGGGUCUACGGCAGCACCUACGGCACCUCAGACUACUACGGGGACAGCUACGGGGCCGACGCCUCCGUCAUCUUGGCAAGGUGCAAGGAGGACUGCAGCAAGAUUGCCAGCAGUUUGCAAAGGAUGGAGCGCUACUCGCAGUACUCGGCGUUCUCGCAAUGGGCGGGGGAGCAGUACGCAGCGCCGCCUGGCAAGCUAUUUCGACUUAUCAAGGAUAAGCCUGCAGCGAAGGACGCGUUCGAGGACUGGCCGGUCGUCUCCUCCGAUCCGCUCACGGCGAUGGAUAUCAGAGCGAAGGUUUGGCGCAAGAAGUGGAGUGAUUCUGAUGCCGAGACGGCGUCGUAUCUCCUGAGCGCAGCGCGCGACCGUUUCAGGGAAGAUCCUGUCCCCACCUUUGACUUGGAGACGCUGGGGGAGGGCGUCAGGAGGAUGAGAGGCACUUCGGCCAAGGGCAUCGAGCAGCUGGGUAAGCAAGAUCUGGUCUGGCAUCCAGAACAAUGCAAGUUGGAAUUGGUGCAACUAUUUCAACGCAGCGAGAAGGAGGUCGCUGGGCCUUGGCAGCCCACAGUGAUUUUGGUGACACUCACGAGGAACCUUCAGGCCCUGGUGCGCAGUUGCCUGGACGAGGCGGUGGCCCUAUCUACGAUUCAAGGCUGGGCGCAGGCGGGUAUGAUGUGGGAUAUCGAAGGCUUCUGCGACGCUCUUAAGUGGGAGUUAUUGCUCGAAUCAGGAGCUGCCGUGAGGAAGAUCGGUGCCAAGCUCGCUAUGAUGGGGGUCUCACCGAUGGCAGACUAUUCGGACAAGGUGUUCGGCGCUACCCCCUCAGUUAUCAACGGCUGGAGGAAGGCGCCCGGGCAGACUCUGGCUAGGCGGAUCGACAACAGAGCGCAGAAAGACAGAUGGCGUGGUAUCACUGGGGUGGUAUCUGCUAGGAUCGCCACGCUAUUGGACAUAGACGCCAUCCCGGACACCAUCGAUAGGAUGCUGUGGGACAGGGCUUCGCGGCGCUGCGACGGCAAGGGCCUGCCAGAAGGACUUGAGAUGGCAGGAGACGUAUCUUCGUCGCAGCUGGUCUCGUUCUUGCAGUGGUCUACCAUCUCCCGACACUUAUCCGACGUGCUCACGAUGAUUAUGAACAGCUACCCUGCCUUUGGCUUCGUGGGUCGGCUUCCGACGACCAACUUGGGCAUCUGGCUAAAGCUGAAGCAGGUGUUGAUGCCGCACCCGUCGCUUCUCAAUGUGGUCAAAAUCAAGAGCCACAUGUCAGUGGAAGAGGCGGCGAACACUGGCGCCAUGGUGGAGUACUACCUGGCCAAUGCUACGGCUGAUGGAGCGGCAGGCGGAGCCGAAGAGACUGCGCCCAACACGUUCGAUGGCAGUGUGUUCGGCGCAAGGGCAGUGUUCAGCGAGUUGGAGAUGUUGGAGUGUUGGUGCAAGGCCCGCCUUGACCGGCACACCGCUGGCGCCCUGCGGCCCCCGUGCGCGGCCGGCCUCGGCGCCCUCGGGCUCGGCCCUCGGCCGCGGGGCGCCGCUGCGGUCCGCUGGAAUACGAUGCUGACGUCGGCGGUCAUGCAUGCCGCCGUGAGACUGGGCGUUCCAGACGCGCAGUGCACGUGGCGCCCCCCGCGCGCGGGCGGGCCGCGCAUGGCGGCCGCCUGGGCCGCGCGGGGGCGGUCCGCGGCCGCCGCUGCCGCCCCGCGGGGCGCCGCGCGCCCGCCCACGACCGCCGCCGCGGCGGCGCCGCCGAGCCGAGGGCCGCUGCCGCGGCUGUGCGGGUCGCAGGCGCGGCCGGGCGGCGCGCCCGUGCGCGUGCUGGAGCACGACCGCUGGAGCGCCCUGACCCUGGCCACGCUGCCCGUGCGGAACUUCUUGCGCACGUGGAGGGUGCGGCCCCUGAACCUCGUGUUCCAGCGGCCCGUGUGGGACGCCGAGGAGUUCGCCGACGGCGCGGCCGGCGCCUUCCGGCGCGUGGGGGAGCUGCAGGAGGCGGGGGACUUUGAGGCCCUGCGCUCCCUCGUGGCUGCGGGCCUCCUCGGCGAGCUCCGGGCCGCGGCGGCGGCGGGGCGCGGCACCGCGCGGGCCGUGCUGGACGUGAGGCCGCUGGGCGUGCUCACGACGCGGCUGUGGCAGGACGAGAACAGGAGACCGCUGGUCUGUGGGAGGGUCCUUCCUCAGGCACCUGAGCCUGUGGGUCACCCAGGUGCUGCGGGCCACCGAGGAGUACCGGCUCGCCGGCGACGUCUGGCACGUGGAGAGGCUGCACCGCUGGACCUUUAAGCGUGUCCUGCUCAGCGACUCGGAGGAGGUGGUGGGGGACUGGCAGCUGACCGCGAUGGACAAGGGGCGGUGGGUACCGCCGACGGCCGCUGAGCGCACUCCGCGGUGAGAGCGCGGACGCCCUGUACGGGCGUCUCGGCGCGCCUUCGGCCGAAAAGUGCAGCACAACUGCAGGGACAGCAGCCUCGUGAGCGGGGAUCCGAACCGAUCCGCGACGCUUACAUCACAGGCCUAGAGGUUGACACAACACCAAUAUCGGCGGUGUGCCUCCACC
Molecule: messenger RNA, 3667 nt
Organism: Prorocentrum cordatum
Lineage: Eukaryota; Dinophyceae; Prorocentrales; Prorocentraceae
Source: the annotation of a GenBank genome assembly